CCUGACGUCAACAGUCACGGGGCGCAGAGGAUCCUGGUCUGGGGUUUAAAUAUCUAGGUCGGGCGCUCCACGUGGUCUGUGUGUCUCCGCUCAGUGUCAGAGGAGGAGCUGUCUACAUUCCCAGAGAUGGCUGACACUGUCCUAGUGAUUGGCAGCGGAGCCAGAGAGCAUGCGCUUGUCUGGAAACUGGCACAGUCUGCCCACGUCAAAGAGAUCCUUGUUGCUCCGGGGAAUGCUGGUACUUGUGGUGGUGGGAAGAUCGCCAAUACUGAUGUCCCAACCAGUGAUCAUCCCCGGCUCAUCCAGUUUUGCAAGAGCAAGAACAUUACACUUGUGGUGGUUGGUCCAGAAGCUCCUCUAGCUGCAGGUCUUGUGGAUGAUUUGACAGCGGCUGGUGUGAGAUGUUUUGGACCCUCUGCCAAAGCUGCCCAGCUGGAGGCCAGCAAAAGUUUUGCCAAAGACUUUAUGGACCGCCAUGGGAUUCCGACAGCCAAGUGGAAAUCUUUCACUGAUCCAAAAGAAGCGUGCGACUUUAUCACUAGCGCUGAUUUCCCGGCUCUGGUGGUGAAGGCGAGCGGCCUGGCUGCUGGGAAAGGUGUGAUUGUAGCCAGCAGCAAGGAGGAAGCCUGUAAGGCGGUUCGUGAGAUCAUGCAGGAAAAGGCGUUUGGAGACGCUGGGGAGACGGUGGUAGUGGAAGAGCUACUGGAAGGGGAAGAAGUGUCUUGCCUGUGUUUCACUGAUGGGGUCACUGUUGCCCCAAUGCCACCAGCCCAGGAUCACAAAAGACUGAUGGAUGGAGACAAAGGUCCCAACACGGGAGGAAUGGGAGCCUAUUGUCCAGCCCCUCAGAUCUCCAAGCAAUUACUAGAUGAAAUCCGGGGUUCUGUAUUGCAAAGAGCAGUUGAUGGAAUUCGAGAAGAGGGCAGCCCAUAUAUUGGCGUUCUCUAUGCCGGUAUCAUGCGUACAAAGGAGGGAUUUAAGGUGCUGGAGUUUAACUGUCGAUUUGGGGAUCCAGAAUGUCAGGUUAUUCUGCCGCUGCUUCGGAGUGACCUGUACGAGGUUAUCCAGGCCACCAUGAAUGGCCGGCUUGCCACGUGUAUGCCUGUCUGGCUAGAGGAUCAUGCUGCUGUUACGUUGGUGAUGGCCAGCGGGGGUUACCCUGGUAACUAUGCAAAGGGCCUGGAAAUCACUGGACUUACUGAAGCCAAAGACCUUGGCCUGCAGGUGUUCCAUGCUGGCACCGCUCUAAAGGAUGGCAAGGUGGUCACCAGCGGCGGUCGUGUUCUUACGGUUACGUCUAUUGGGAAGGAUUUGGUGUCUGCUCUGGAAGAGGCAAACAAAGGGGUUGAAGCCAUAACGUUUUCUGACGCAGUGUAUAGAAAGGAUAUAGGUUACCGCGCUAUAGCGUACCUCACGCAGCACAGGUCCCUGACAUACAAAGACAGCGGAGUGGAUAUUGGGGCUGGGAAUGCUCUUGUCCAGAAAAUUAAACCUUUUGCUAAAGCCACUGCGAGACCAGGGUGCAAUGCGGAGCUUGGAGGCUUUGCCGGCCUGUUCGACCUUAAAGCUGCGGGAUAUAUGGACCCCAUACUAGUAUCCGGGACUGACGGUGUAGGAACAAAACUGAAGAUUGCACAGGCAUGUAACAAGCAUGACACCAUCGGGCAGGACCUAGUGGCUAUGUGCGUGAAUGACAUCUUGGCACAGGGAGCAGAGCCUCUGUUUUUCCUGGAUUACUUUGCCUGUGGGGCCUUAGACGUGUCCGUGGCUGGAUCGGUGGUUGCCAGUAUAGCCAGAGCUUGCCAAAUAGCAGGAUGUGCUCUUCUCGGUGGUGAAACUGCGGAGAUGCCGGGAAUGUAUGCCCCUGGGGAGUACGACUUGGCCGGCUUUGCUGUGGGUGCAGUGGAGAGGGGCCACAUGCUGCCACUUCUGGAGAGGAUCACGGCAGGGGACCUGGUUAUCGGCGUCUCUUCCUCUGGCGUUCAUAGCAACGGCUUCAGCCUGGCCAGGAAGGUGCUUGAGAAGUCGGGACUGGAACUAUCUUCAGCAGCACCGUCUGGGUGUGGGGACAUGACGUUGGGAGAACUUCUAUUGACGCCUACCAAAAUCUACAGCAAGAGCCUCUUACCCAUUCUUAAGUCUGGCUGUGUAAAGGCAUACGCUCACAUUACUGGGGGUGGACUGCUGGAGAACAUUCCUAGGGUCCUGCCUGCAUCUCUUGGAGUCACUUUGGAUGCCCUGUGCUGGAGGAUACCAGGAGUGUUCUCAUGGCUGCAGAAGGAGGGAGGUCUGUCAGAGGAGGAACUAACACGGACGUUUAACUGUGGGAUUGGCGCAGUAUUGGUGGUGGAGAAAGGGUUGGCUGGAAAGGUUCUGAUGGAGGUGCAGGCGGUGGAAGAAGCGUGGAUUAUCGGGGAAGUGUCCUCAUGCCCCAAAGACUCCUCGAGCGUGGAAGUAAAGAAUCUGAUGGCUGCUCUGCACAGUACAGAAUCGCAGCCUCAACCCUAUAUCUCUGCAUCCGUCUGUGGUGGACCCGACAAGGCAUGGGAAGGGAGAGCGAGAGUGGCUGUUCUCAUCUCCGGUACAGGUACAAAUCUUGAAGCUUUAAUCAAGAGCACCAAGACUCCGGGUAGUGCCGCCUAUAUUGCCCUGGUAAUCUCCAACAAAGCUGGGGUGGGAGGACUGCAGAAGGCAGAAGCAGCCAAUAUCCCAACAAAGGUCAUUGACCACAGGGGGUACAAAAGCCGUGAAGAAUUUGACACCGCAGUGGACCUAGUCCUGGAGGAGUUUUCCAUUGAGUUUGUAUGCCUGGCCGGAUUCAUGAGAAUCUUAUCUGGACCUUUUGUCAAAAAAUGGAAUGGGAAGAUCCUGAACGUCCAUCCGUCCCUGCUGCCGUCAUUUAAAGGAGCCCACGCACACAGGCUGGUGCUGGAAGCCGGAGUGAGAGUCACUGGUUGUACUGUGCACUUUGUGGCUGAGGAAGUUGAUGCUGGGGCAAUCGUCUUUCAAGAGGCUGUUCCGGUGGAGCUUGGCGAUACAGAGGAAACCUUGUCUGAGCGGGUGAAGAAGGCUGAACACAAAGCCUUCCCAGCUGCCUUGCAGCUUGUGGCCAGUGGGGCGGUGGUGCUGGGAACGGAUGGCAAGCUCUGCUGGAAGAAGACACCAUCUAACCAGGGCUUGGCUGAAUAAAGUCUUAAAGCCACGUAUUACACUGCGGUUCUGACCAUUCCCUGUGUUGUCCUUGUCUGGUUUUUGGCUUUGAAGUGACAAAUGAUGGCUUACAUCUGCCACUGAGCGCUGCAAAUGGGAAGAUUUAAAAAGACAAACAAGUAUGUGGGUGCAGUCUACACAAAGAUAGAGGACCCAUGCAUGCUCACCAUGGACACUGGCCACUGUUGCCAUUGAUCUGCUCAUGGAGACCAGGGCCACUGUUCCAGAGUUUGUUUGUUUUUUAGCAGGUACACACAAUGACUAUGUGGGGCUCCCACCCACCAUAUUGCAUCCCUGUGCCUUACGAAGACUGUUGUGCAAAUGUGAUUACCAGGUGCAUUUUGCUACCCCGCCAUAGUGAUGUUCUGGCGGUCACUCUGAAUUGUGCACCAAAUAAGGACUGCAGCAGAUCUCUCAGGGCAUCAGCAGCGCAGCAUACUCACAGGCCCUCAGUGUGCGGGGCAGGCUGACUUGGAUUACAGUAGGUCCUGGAAUCCUGUGACCCACAUGGUCCCCAGGACACACUAGAUGACUGUAGUACCUACUAAAUGUCUAGCUGCUAAAUGGACUGAAGGCUGUGGUAUGUACUGUUCGCACACACAUAAGCCAGCAGUGGUCUGUGACUAGAGGCCAAUAGUUACUGCCGCUGACGGCUGUUUAAGUGACU
Molecule: messenger RNA, 3877 nt
Organism: Pseudophryne corroboree (corroboree frog)
Lineage: Eukaryota; Metazoa; Chordata; Amphibia; Anura; Myobatrachidae
Gene: GART
Product: phosphoribosylglycinamide formyltransferase, phosphoribosylglycinamide synthetase, phosphoribosylaminoimidazole synthetase
Exons: 22
Coding region: 127-3189 (1020 amino acids)
Biological process (GO): 'de novo' IMP biosynthetic process; adenine biosynthetic process
Cellular component (GO): cytosol
Molecular function (GO): metal ion binding; ATP binding; phosphoribosylamine-glycine ligase activity
Source: RefSeq, a predicted model, not a curated record